AUGUCGGGCGGCGUCGUAUACAAGGACCUGCUUCCUCUCCCGAAGGAGACAGAGGUCGCCGAGACACCAGAAAAUGAGGACCUUGCCCACACAAUACGAGACCAACCGACAGAAAGCCAUGCUCUUGCCAUGGCUGAUCACGACGAGAAGGGUGCGGCCCAGGUAGAGCAUGACGAGGAGGUUGCGAAUUUAGGGUGGAAUGAGCCGCAGCACGCUGUAGCCAAUCCGCUUGUUGGAGGACUUUCGAAUGACGAGCUGUGGGUGUUGAUUCGAAGGUUCAACAAGCAAAUGUACCAUGUCAAAGAGUACCCAUAUGCCGUUCCAGGAGGUCUGGACCUCAAUAUCGCAGAUGAGGAAGAGUUCUCUCCAGACAAGUUGCGGAGCAAUGUUGAGAGAUUAUACAUGACUAUCAUCAUCGGCCUUAUGGGCUUCGGCAAGCAAAUCGUUCGACUUCGUUCAUGGCGCGAGACGCGAAGAACAGCCUGGUUCUGCACAGCCUACUUCGCUGCGUGGCUACUCGACUGUCUCGUACCGCUAUUCUCCCUCACCAUAAUCGCACUGAUCGCAUACCCACCCUGCCGCGCCAUCCUCUUCCCACCAGCUCCCUUGGCUCUUGUAAGCAGCUCCGGUAGCGUACAAAAGCCUAAAGCCGGUGUUUUAGGAAGCCAUGACAGUGCAACUGGAGCAGCUGAGAAUCACAAAGGUGAAGCAGUUGAAGCUGAAGCGAGCAACUUCGUCAACGGCAUUGCAUCAGUGGCAUUGAGCAGCGCCACGGGCAAACACCCUCAGGGCGAACCGCGGGGUGAUGAGGAUUCCCCCAGUAGUUCGAUCCCUGACCCGACUGCCAUCGCUACUGGAGCAGCCAAUGCCAAAGACAGAGCGGCCGGAGCCACUCCUACUGAUACGCACGACAAGACCAAGGUUCCAAUGGAAACAGCUAUGUGGACGAAGAUGAGACCCAUUAUGCAUGGAAUUGCAGAUGUCACGGAUACCUGGGAGCGUUUCGCCAACGCUCUCUCCCCUACACCGCCAUUCCCUCGUGAAACAGCUAGACUUCGGCUGGCAGCCCUCGUUGUACCUGCGUUGCUUAUGUCGAUCUUCGUGAGCUCUUAUAUGUUCAUGAAAGGUGUUACUUUUGGUGCUGGUUUCGGAUUCUUCGGUGACCCCAUCAUUUCUCGCGGCUUGGAGAUUCUCAACCGAAACACAAUCCUUAAGGGUGUUCCCACGAAUGCUCAGUUAACCCUCACUCUUCUCCGCCUCGGCGAAGCGAACAAAGCUCCUCUUCCCCCACCACCUCAAACCGCUACUGCCCCUCCAGAUCAGCCUGCCGAUCUAAGCGAUGAGCACCUUCGCGCCACCGGGGCCGAUUGGCCUCUCAACGCAACUCAGGAAGAACUCGACGACGCCAUGUCUCACGACCCGACCACCGCACAUGAGACCGGAGGCUCCGACAUUGACGCCUCCAAAACCACCAAACACGGCAAGAAGGGCAGCCGUGUCCUCGGCUUCUUCAAGUCUACCGCCAAAGCCGCUGUCGAGACCAGUAUCGGUGCAGACAGGCUCAAAGCCAAAGCGGGCUCUGGUCACGCAAAGAACCGCUUAGGAGUGAUUCCAAAGCCGAACGAGCCGAAGAUCUCUGGACCUGUUGACUUCAAAUGCCGCUAUAAGGGUAAUAAGGGGCACACGUACAUCAGCACCAAGGCCACAAUCCCUUGCGUGGCGUUCUCGAGUGACUCAAGCAUUGAGAAGAUUGGUAGUGUGGAUAGAGAGGACCUGCAUGCCGUAUGGAGCAUCCCAGUGGGGGAUAUCAAGGAGCUCAAAAAGAUUGGCGGGUUUGGGUGGAAGGCGAAGCUAGUGGUGGGUUGGGCGCUUGAUAGCGAGGUUGCGGAUGGAUUGGAGAUUGUGAAUCGUAAGGGUGAGACGUGGAGGAUUACUGCGUGUCCGUUGAGAGAUGAGCUGUUUAAUCGGCUCAUAGCGCUUGGUGGGCAGAAAUGGGAGAGUUGGUAAGUAUUUCGCGUUGGGACUCGCGCAGAGAUGAGGUAUCCAAUCUCGGGUCACACGAUUGGUCCUACAUAAUUUUUUCCUAUCAAUUUGACGCUUCAUGACUCGAUGAGCACUGGCAGGCUUCCUUGAACUUAGAGUGGUAGUCUAGGAAUACGUGGGGUUUGU
Messenger RNA from Mytilinidion resinicola, 2169 nucleotides. RefSeq lists its product as uncharacterized. The record is from RefSeq and is a predicted model, not a curated record. NCBI's taxonomy places the organism in Eukaryota, Fungi, Ascomycota, Dothideomycetes, Mytilinidiales, Mytilinidiaceae. The coding region runs from base 1 to 2007 and encodes 668 amino acids. The transcript has 6 exons.